Trichophyton rubrum CBS 118892 is the source of this 3136-nucleotide messenger RNA. RefSeq lists its product as uncharacterized. The record is from RefSeq and is a predicted model, not a curated record. The transcript is spliced from 3 exons. Gene Ontology annotation, biological process: transmembrane transport. Lineage: Eukaryota; Fungi; Ascomycota; Eurotiomycetes; Onygenales; Arthrodermataceae. The coding region runs from base 1820 to 2629 and encodes 269 amino acids. Gene Ontology annotation, cellular component: plasma membrane. Gene Ontology annotation, molecular function: water channel activity.
ACUGAUAUCGAUAGCUACCGAUAUCGAUAGAGGGGCGAGAUAAGAGCUUCAGCUAUGGCUAGCCGGCACAGGGAUGAUAAAAGUCAGAUCCCCCGGCCACCAGACAGAGCUUGACGAGGGACAUGUGUCGCUGCUCGCGCAGGAGCAUCGCAACAACCAUGAUGAAUGGGGGGAAUUAUGCGCCGAAUUCGCUCCGUGAAACUUCUCUGGCAUUGACUGUGAGUCAUUUAAAGCCCUAACUAACAAUUAGUCAAAGAUCGCUGUUCCAGCCUGAUACAUCAACAGCAUCCGUCUGUUCAGGCCAUGUGGUACGUACGCGCAACACAAGACUCCGGACGGUGAAAGGAGUCGCAGCUGGUUCUUUAAUGCCCCAGAUGGAGGCGAAUACUGAAUUCCACAAGGGUGCAACAAUAUUGUCGGCACAGGUCGACUAGUUAUCUGUCAACGACAUCGACGACAGCGAAGAUGGGAGAAAAAGUUUUCCUUCGUUCUAGCUAGGGUCCCUCCACUCACCACAUGAUGGACAUGCAGCGCCUGCUCUCCUGAGGUAGCACAAUCACAUCCUUCAUAAGAGCUACUGCCGAAAUUCGAUCAUUUCUCGCUCUGAUCGAUCAUGUUGGACAAAGAAAACAUACUUGUUCUCGUUUCGCCCCUGCCAGCCAACCAACCACCCUUGUUUGCAUGCAGAAUUGCAAGGCCAAGACAGACCGCGGGGGAGCACUUUUGUUUUCCCUUUCCUUCCCGUCUUUCUAUACCCAUUAUACCCAUGGUACGAUGCAAGGUAAACGGCUUUUUCAAUGGGGCGGGUAAAAAUAGACUCCAAUCAGCCCUAAUAUAGCCCAUGAAAUGUACCUGAUGCGAAAAAUUUGCUACCAUACAACCAUGCAUGGUGCCAUCACUACAGGGCGGACAUAUGUCAACGUCGCCAAGUUAUGCAAGAUUAAUAACCAAUUUCUUUCCUUUUUAUCCUGUUAGCCAAUUUCAAAGGAAACCACUUGGCUUCUCGUUUCAAAAGUUGCAAUUGCCGUCAACAAUGCUCAAAAGGUCAUGGGCUAGCUGUUGACCUCCUUCUCCAAACAAAAAGUCUAAUUGGUGUCAUUUUACUGCAAGUCAGUGGUAUAUAAAAAAGAAAAGAAAUGCAACGGGCUGGCUGAAUGGAAAAUUAGAGCCCAUCCAUCUCUGCUGUAAAGCAAUCCCGAAUACCUCUACCAAUUGGCCUAGGGACCCUUGCGUCUGAAAGUACCAUCUGCAGCCAGCAGAGCUAGGUAUAAUCGCACAACAUGUGAUAGUAGCCUAUGUGAAGAUGCAAUUUCAUACCCCCUGAAGCUCUAUAUGAUAUCUAAAUAUAGCCCGCAAGAUAUAUAACACAUCUCCCACAUCUCUUCCCUCAUCCCCUUUGGCGUGGAUUAUACUCGAACGCCAGCCGUCAUAUCAAUUCAAUAAUGGCUAUCAGCCGGUCACACAUACAUGUCUAUCCUUUUGGGCAUGGUUUCUUUUGCCUCCAACGGAAUGAAGGCGGAUAUCACAGCUCUUGUACGUGGGGGUAUCCAAGAAACUGAAUUGACAUGCGCCAAGUGAGGUACUGAGCGGCACUAGCAUGAAUUUCCUGGGCCAACUAAUCCGGCCCGUCUUUCAUUGCGGUCGUGCAUGUCUACAGCUUUAUAGCCCUUGUUCCCCCACCCAUAGCAGCAGUCGGAUGCUCCUUUGUUGUAUACUACAUAUCCCUUAUAUAUACUGGAUUCUACCCCCCUCGAAUUCUGUCUGCUAAUUCUCCUAACAAACCCUACAAUAUAAUAUACAAUCCACCCUACGAAUCACCAUGGGUCCCUUGCCGUCUCUUUUCUCUUCCGAGUCGAAUGAUUCAUGGAAGAAAUCCUCUGUUGCUACCUUUGGAGAAUUCGUUGGGACCUUCAUGUUCCUCUUCCUCUCCUAUACAGGAUGCCAAAUUGCCAAUAUGUCCGUGGACCCCAAGGAUUCUUCGCCUGAACCUAACCCUACUGUUCUGUUAUACAUAUCGCUUUCCUUUGCUACCGCCCUUGCCAUCAAUGUUUGGGUAUUCUAUAGGGUCACAGGAGGGAUGUUUAACCCCGCGGUAUCCCUAGCUCUCGCUUUAGUCGGAGCUAUCAGCCCUAUCCGAGCAGUAAUGGUAUCUAUUGCCCAGGUUGUUGCCGGGAUUGCUGCCGCUGGAGUCGUCUCUGCCCUCUUCCCUGGGCCCCUGGUUGUCCAAACUAAGCUUGGAGGUGGGACUACGACCACCCAGGGACUGUUCAUUGAGAUGUUCCUGACCGCUGAACUUAUAAUCACCAUCCUAAUGCUGGCUAUUGUCAAGCACCGUGCAACCUUCCUUGCUCCGCUGGGUAUUGGAUUGGCUCUUUUCAUAGCGCAACUCAGCGGUGUUUACUUCACUGGUGGAUCUCUCAAUCCUGCCCGUUCCUUCGGUCCAGAUGUUAUUGUAGGAGGAUUUCCCGGAUAUCAUUGGAUUUACUGGGUUGGUCCCUUGCUGGGAUCUUUGCUAGCAACUGGCUUUUAUCAAGCUCUCAAUUUCCUACGCUAUCAGAACGUCAACCCUGGUCAAGAUUUUGAUGGUAUCGGAUCCGAACUCAUGGGAAAUCCAGAACGUUCAGAGUGAAUUUACUAUACUUGGGGGCUUGCCCCAUUAACCGGGCGCGAAACUCCUUCUCUUUGUUUUCCUUUGAUCUCUUAUACUGGUGAUUUGUCUAGGCCGUACUGUUUUUUCAAGAGUAUUCUGCUGGCUUUGAGUAUUUUAAUUAUUAAUACCGUUAUUCAUCUCGUGUCAAUCUUCAACUCGACCAAGUCUAUUACAUCCUACAGCUCUCAGACAUUUCGAAAAAGUCCUUAACAAUAUGUUAUUUGGUAACCAUUUAUGAUCUGUGUCACACUCCUUCAUGUAGGCCCAAACGGCUGUUCUCACGGUAGGUAGGCUACAAGUCCAGAAAAUUUACAAAAAAGAAAAGUAAUAAUCAAAGUGAAAUAGGAACGGCCAGGCAAUAUUGACAUGAGUAACUGGAGGACAGGAAAAAGCCGAGGAAAAGAAAAUAUAUGAAUGAAAGAGGGAGAUGCAAAGAAAAGAAAUCCAAGUAACGAACAGCUGUAAACCAAAUAAUAAGCGGUUAUU